Triplophysa rosa is the source of this 3607-nucleotide messenger RNA. RefSeq names its product filamin-A-interacting protein 1. Bases 140 to 3607 code for a protein of 1155 amino acids. The record is from RefSeq and is a predicted model, not a curated record. The transcript is spliced from 6 exons. Lineage: Eukaryota; Metazoa; Chordata; Actinopteri; Cypriniformes; Nemacheilidae.
AGUACAGCACCACCUUACAGAGACACUUGUAUUCUGCAGAUAAUGGGUUCUUUUUGAAGGGGUGACACUGAGAGCGGGAUUGGAGUCUAACUUGGUGGAUUAUUCGAACUGUAGGAUUCAGGGUCACUGCGGGAAGAAAAUGAGGUCCAAAGACAGUACAGCAGACAGCCCUGUGAAUGAGAUUCUGAUUGUCACCCAAACGUCACAUGACAUCAAAGAGGAAGAGGAUGGAAGAAUAAUGGACAUUGAGAAAAGUAUUAAAGUUAAACUGACAGAAGACGAGGAGAAGACUGGAACUGACAAUGAUGAGAAAUCAGUACAGAAAGAUGGACAUCCGUUUGGCUUGAGGGAUCUGCCUAAAGAUGAUCUUUUUAAAGUGCUGGGGAUCAUGGAAGGAGAGAUUCAGGCCCGGGAAGACGUGAUCCGUCUGCUGCGGUCUGAGCUGUUCAGCCGUCAAGAGAAACUGGAGUCACGCUAUGGCUCGGCAGUACCGAGCAGACCCCUGCAGGCCCUACAGAGAGACGCUGCCCUCAGCAGUGACCAAACACGCCACCACAAUGUUUCUGAAAAGCCAAUGGCUGAGCUGGAUAGAUUACAAGAUAAACACAAGGAGUCGUACCGGCGCAUGCUGGAGCAACUGUUGCUGGCGGAGAAGAGCCACCUGCACACCGUUUAUGAGCUGGAGACUGAGAAACGCAAACACGUGGACUAUAUGAAUAAGAGCGAUGACUUCACCAACCUACUGGAGCAGGAACGAGAGAGGUUAAAGCGGUUGCUGAAACAAGAGAAAGCUUACCAAAUGCGAAAGGAAAAAGACUUUUCUAGGCGCAUGCGAAGAACAUCUGGCGAUCUUGUUAAACUGAAAUCCUUUGCCAUGAUGAUGGUUGAUGAGCGAGAACUUCACUUAGUGAAGAUUGACAAGCAGAGCCACAAAAUUGAAGACCUCCUUCAGAAACUCCAGGAAAAGGAGCAAAAACUCGAUGAAGCAGAGAGAAAGAAGAAGGAGGACAGCCAGAAAAUUUUGAAUCUUGAGGUUGAGCUAGAGCUCAGAACCUCCAAGUUCGCGAAAGAGAAAGAAGAAAUGUCUGCAAAACUGUCCUGUCUGGAAUCUCAACAUCAGCAGCUUGCCCACAAACAGAUGGAAUUGUCAUGCAAAAACAAGGAGCUUGAAGAAACCAAUAAUGUUCUUCAGAGAUCAGCAGAGGAGCUCCAAGAAUUGAGAAUGGAUGAGUGCGACAACUUAAAUCUGAUGGCAGAACUAGAGACGUUGCGCAAGCGCAUUCUUGAAAUGGAGGGCAAGGAUGAAGAGCUCACCAAAACUGAGAACAAGUGUGAUGAGUUGAAAAAGAAACUUCAUGUUGAGGAUACCCAUAAUAAGGAGCUGAGACUAGAGUUGGAAAGAAUGCAAGAGAGAAUGACAGAGUUGGAAAAACUAGAGAUGACCUUCGAUACGAGCAGGGCUGAAUAUUCCCAGCUGCAAGCAGCUUUAGAAAAAGAGAAAAUCCUGACGAAAGACUUGACGGACGAAUUAGUGAGCCUUAAAAUCCGCAUGAAGGAGCUUGAGUCAUCUGAGCUAAAACUGGAAAAGGACGAAUUGGAUUUAAAAGAAGAUCUCAUGAAACUCAAGUCGGUUACUGUAAUCAUGGUUAAUGAGCACAGGAACAUGGCAGACAGAAUUAGAUCUGAGGAUAAAAAGAAAGAGGAACUGAUGAAACUGCAUAAGACAGAGCAGGAAAAAGUAAUGGAGGUCACUGAGAGGCUUAUUGAGGAGAGCAAGAACCGCCUGAAAUUGAAAUCAGAGAUGGAGUUGGAGAUAACUGCCCUUGUCAAAGACAGAGAUGGGAUUAAGGACAAGCUUACCAAUGCUGAAGAGAAGUGCAAGGAUCUGCGAGCCAAGCUUGGUACGAUGAAGCACACUACUGAUGCAAUAAAUGAAGAAGAAAGGGAAUCGACUAAAAAAGCAGUACUUCAAAGUGUCCCGAAUGCAUUUGGAAAUGAUGACAAUAAAGUUAAAGAGCUGACUUUGGAGAUUGAACAGAUGAAGAACCGGCUCCAUCAUCUUGAAGCUCAUGAGGGAGAUCUUGUCAAAUCAGAGGAGGAGUGCGAAAUGUUGGAAAAGACAGAGCUAGAAAAGGCUAAACUCCUAUCACCACAAGUAAAUGAAAUUGGUAGCCAUGAGGAUGAGUUGCGACACUGGUUCAUAAUGGAGGAGACCAAAAACAGAGACCUUCAAGCGGACGUGCAAGCCUUAAAAGAUAAGAUUCUUGAGCUCAUGAACAAAGAAGAAGUGUUUUCACAGCUACAGGUGGACUACUCUAUGCUGCAACAAAGAUUCCUGGAGGAGGAGGACAAGAAAAAGAGCAUAAGCAAUGAAGUUUCAAACCUCACCAAAGAACUUGAGGUCACCAAGCGUUACAGUCGCACCCUGCAGACCUGCACCAAGGGAAGCAAAAUGAUGGAAGUUCCAACGACGUCUACCGGGGUUCAGACAGAUUGGAUCGAAAAGAAGACAGCUGAGAAUGACUCCCCUGCUGCGUUCAUCAAGAAGUCUGUUCAGGAAGAGAAUCGCAUCAUAAGCAGUCUUCAACAAAAGAGCUUAAAGAAGCCACAGCAGAGACCGACAGUGCGUGAACUCUAUCCUCCGACAGACCUUACCGUGAAGAAGUCCUGGAUUCCUUGGAUGAAGAAGAAAGACAGUAGUGUUUCUGAAAUAUCUUUGGGUACCGGUGAGGAGUCUGUACCUUGUGAAGUCAACAUGUCCAAAAGUGUCCAAGUGAUCCCAGACCUUCAGAACAGUGAGGCGACCCUACAAACUAGAAGUUCCUCUUCCGAUGACUCGAUUAAAAGAGCCACUGCCACGCAAACGCAAGCCUUUCAAAGACCUCAGACAACCAUCAUUCCUACAAAUGACAGAACCAAAGAACCAAAGAAUCCAGAGAGAGCUAGAUCCCCAGUGGCCAUCGCCACCAUCUCAAGAGUAAAGAGUCCAGGGACUCUGAGCUCUCCCUGUAUGGGCAGAUCUGUAUCACCUGUACCCAUAGCGUCCAACAACAGCUCCCCAGAGCCGGUGGAUAUGAUAACAGGCAGAGCCGUAUUUAAAGUGACUCCUGAGAAACGAAUGGUUCCCACACCGAUCAAGAGGUGCAGCUCACAUGCUAAUGUGGUGACAACAGAGGACAGUAAGAUUCACUCAGGAUCCCAGUUCAAAAAGUCCACAGAAAACCAUGGAUCAGUUGUCAUGCCCAAAUGUCUAACAUCUGAGAGUAAGGAAGCUUCUUCUGGAACUGGGCUGCGGUCAGCACACAGUGUUACUGUGAGCAAAUCGAUGUCCAAACUCACGAGCAGCCUCAGCAUCACGCAAGUCACAAAAGCACCAGCCAGACCGACACUCUCAGUGCAGCCUGUUCUGGAUUCCCCAUCAGCCCGAUCAGGGUUAACCCGUAUUCCUAUGUCUCGAGGAAUGAAAACUGGUAAAGCAGUGCUUGGAGCUCUUGGCAUCGGCACAGGUGUUAAAACGGAAACACAUGCGGAGAACCAGACCAUGAACACUGAUCUGAAAAAAACAACUUUAAGCAAUGGACCCAGUCAGGGUGGAGGGAAGGGUUGA